AUGGACGUGCAUGAGAUGGAGCUUGACGAGAAACUCCGCACCUUCUGGGAAUUGGAAUCAAUUGGAAUUAAGCAGGAAGAAAACUCUGCUCUAGAAACAUUCAUUGAGACAAUCACUCUUAGGAAUCAAAGAUAUGAAGGACUCAGCCAGAAGCUAGAGCAAUUCGAGGAGUAUGAUCGUGUGAUUAAGGAUCAGCUUGACAGGGGAAUAAUCGAAAGAGUAGACCAAUCUGAGAAAGCCCAGCCUUGUCACCAGAUACAUUACCUUCCUCAUCACUGCGUCGUAAGAGAAGACAAGUCAACAACCAAGCUUCGCAUUGUGUAUAAUGCAUCAGCAAGAGAAAAUGGGCCACCAUUAAAUGAUUGCCUCCAUACUGGACCACCCCUAACUCCUGACAUCCUAGACAUUCUCAUAAGAUUUAAAGUCCAGCCAAUUGCACUAGUUGCUGACAUAGAGAAAGCCUUCCUCAUGAUAGCCGUCAAGAAGGAGGACAGAGAACUAUUUGAAUGA
Messenger RNA from Orbicella faveolata, 510 nucleotides. RefSeq lists its product as uncharacterized. Lineage: Eukaryota; Metazoa; Cnidaria; Anthozoa; Scleractinia; Merulinidae. The record is from RefSeq and is a predicted model, not a curated record.